GUCUUGGCACCCUCUACCGAGACCUCCUUUGCCUGCAGCGCUGUUAUAAAGCAAAAUUGAAAAGAUGCCGCAAGAUUUCCGUGUGUCACCUGCUUGGCACGGUCCAUAGGUGUCAGGAAAGUUUUCCUGUUAGGAACCGGGCAGCACUGGCUCUUCCGGAACUUUCUGGGCGGGCAAGCCCCUCCCCUCGUCUCAGGCAACUUUUUCUCUCUGGUGUUUAGUGCUGCCCAGGACCUGCUGGGAACCUCUGGAGUCAUGGAGCCCACGGAGCUGCUCUUUUUCGUGAAUGGCAGGAAGGUGAUAGAAAAGCAUGUCGACCCUGAGAUGAUGCUGUUACCGUACCUGAGGAAGACCCUCCGACUCCCAGGCACGAAGUACGGCUGCGGAGGGGGCGGCUGUGGCGCCUGCACGGUGAUGAUCUCGCGGUUCAACCCCAGCACCAGGACCAUCAGGCAUCAUCCCGUCAAUGCCUGCCUGACCCCCAUCUGCUCGCUGCAUGGCGCAGCCGUCACCACAGUGGAAGGCAUAGGCAGCACCACCACCAGACUCCAUCCUGUUCAGGAGAGAAUUGCCAAGUGUCAUGGCACACAGUGUGGAUUCUGCACUCCCGGGAUGGUGAUGUCCAUGUAUGCCCUGCUCAGGAACCAUCCAGAGCCCACUCUAGAUCAGCUGACAGACGCCCUUGGUGGAAAUCUGUGCCGCUGCACUGGAUACAGGCCCAUAAUCGACGCAUGCAAGACUUUCUGUAAAGCUUCUGGCUGCUGUCAAAUUAAAGAAAAUGGGGUGUGCUGUAAUGGGGAUCGAGGAGUCAAUGGAUUGGCGGAAUUUCAGGAAGGCGAUGAGACAAGUCCAGAACUCUUCUCAGAAGAGGAGUUUCUGCCUCUGGAUCCAACCCAGGAGCUGAUAUUUCCUCCAGAGCUAAUGACAUUGGCUGAGAAACAGUCACCCAAGACCAGGGUGUUCAGAGGCGAGAGAAUGACGUGGAUUUCCCCAGUGACUCUGAAGGAACUCGUGGAGGUUAAAUUCAAGUAUCCCCAGGCCCCCAUCGUGAUGGGGAACACCUCUGUGGGGCCUGAAGUAAAGUUUAAAGGUGUCUUCCACCCCGUCGUAAUUUCUCCUGACAGAAUUGAAGAGAUGUGUGUUGUGAGCCAGGCCGGUGAUGGGCUGACCCUCGGUGCUGGCCUCAGCCUGGAUCAGGUGAAGGACAUUCUGGCUGAUGUGGUCCGGAAGCUUCCCGAAGAGAAGACACAGACGUACCGUGCCCUCCUGAAGCACCUCAGAACUCUGGCCGGGUCCCAGAUCAGGAACAUGGCUUCUCUAGGGGGCCACAUCGUGAGCAGACAUCUGGACUCCGAUCUGAAUCCCCUCCUGGCUGUGGGGAACUGUACCCUCAACUUAUGGUCCAAAGAUGGAGAUCGACAGAUCCCCUUAAGUGAGCAGUUUCUCCGCAAGAGUCCCGAUGCGGAUCUCAGACCUCAGGAAGUGUUGGUCUCAGUGAGCAUCCCGUGUUCCAGGAAGUGGGAGUUUGUGUCAGCCUUCCGACAAGCCCAGCGCCAGCAGAAUGCACUAGCGAUCGUCAACUCUGGAAUGAGGGUCCUCUUUAGAGAGGGCGGUGACCUCAUUAAGGAGCUUUCCAUUGUGUAUGGCGGUGUUGGUCCCACCACCGUCAGUGCUAAGAACUCCUGCCAGAAACUCAUCGGAAGGCCCUGGGAUGAAGAGAUGCUCCACACAGCGUGCAGGCUGGUUCUGAAUGAAGUCACCCUGCCAGGCUCUGCUCCCGGGGGGAAGGUGGAGUUCAAGAGGACCCUCAUUAUCAGCUUUCUCUUCAAGUUCUACCUGGAGGUGUGCCAGAGUCUAAGGAGAAUGGACCCAGCUCACUAUCCCAGCCUGGAAGUCAGGCAUGAGAGUGCAUUAGAAGAUCUUCAUUCAGCACCUCACUGGAGAACAUUAACCCACCAGAGGGUGGACCCAAAGCAGAUUCCUCAAGACCCGAUUGGGCGUCCCAUCAUGCACCUCUCCGGGAUUAAGCAUGCCACCGGUGAGGCCAUCUACUGUGACGACAUGCCUGCAGUAGACCGGGAGCUUUUCCUGACCUUUGUAACCAGUUCCAGAGCACACGCUAAGAUCGUGUCCAUGGACCUGUCAGAGGCACUCAGCCUGCCGGGCGUGGUGGACAUCAUUACUGCAGAUCAUCUUCAGGAUGCGAACACCUUUGACUCAGUGACAUUCCUGGCCACAGAUGAGGUGCAUUGCGUGGGCCAUCUGGUCUGUGCCGUGAUCGCUGAGUCUGAGACCCAGGCUAAACGGGCAGCGGAGAGAGUGAAGGUCGUCUACCAAGACCUGGAGCCGCUGAUCCUGACGAUUGAGGAAGCCGUGCGGCACAAGUCCUUCUUUGGGCCGGAAAGGAAGCUGCAGUGUGGGGAUGUGGAUGAAGCCUUCAAAAUGGCUGACCAAAUUCUUGAAGGUGAAAUACAUAUAGGAGGCCAGGAGCAUUUCUAUUUGGAAACCCAGAGCAUGCUUGUUGUUCCCAAGGGAGAGGAUGGAGAGAUUGACGUCUAUGUUUCCACACAGUAUCCCAAAUACAUACAGGAUGUAGUCGCCUCUACCUUGAAGCUGUCAGCCAACAAGGUCAUGUGUCAUGUAAGGCGUGUUGGUGGGGCGUUUGGAGGAAAAGUGGACAAAACCAGCGUCUUGGCCGCUGUGACCGCCUUUGCCGCCAGCAAACAUGGUCGCGCAGUCCGCUGCAUUCUGGAAAGAGGAGAAGACAUGUUAAUAACUGGAGGCCGCCACCCUUACCUUGGAAAGUAUAAAGUGGGAUUCAUGAAGGAUGGCCGAAUUGUGGCCCUGGACAUGGAGCAUUAUUGCAACGGAGGGAGCUCCCUGGAUGAGUCAUUAAUGGUGAUUGAAAUGGGUCUCAUGAAGCUGGAAAAUGCGUACAAGUUCCCCAACCUACGCUGCCGGGGCAGAGUCUGCAAAACCAACCUUCCAUCCAACACCGCUUUCCGUGGGUUCGGCUUCCCUCAGGCAGGACUGGUCACUGAAGUCUGUAUCACAGAAGUGGCAAUCAAAUGUGGCCUAUCCCCUGAAGAGGUUCGAACCAUAAACAUGUACAAGCCAAUCGACUGUACCCCCUACAAGCAAGAGAUCAAUGCCAAGCCCCUCCUGGAGUGCUGGAGAGAAUGCAUGGCCAAGUCUUCCUACGCUAUGAGGAAAACAGCUGUAGAGAAAUUCAACGCUGAGAAUUCCUGGAAGAAGAGGGGGCUGGCCAUGAUUCCCCUGAAGUUUCCUGUGGGUCUUUUCACAGUGGCCAUGGGACAGGCAGCCGCCCUGGUUCACGUUUACCUCGAUGGCUCAGUACUCGUCACUCAUGGUGGCAUUGAGAUGGGGCAGGGCGUCCACACUAAAAUGAUUCAGGUGGUCAGCCGUGAACUAAGGAUGCCGAUGUCCAGUGUCCACCUGCGUGGGACAAGCACAGAAACCGUCCCCAACACCAAUGCCUCUGGAGGGUCUGUGGUGGCCGAUCUCAAUGGGUUGGCAGUUAAGGAUGCCUGCCAGACUCUUCUAAAACGCCUUGAACCCAUCAUCAGCAAGAAUCCUCAGGGAACGUGGAAGGAUUGGGCACAGACGGCUUUUGACCAAAGCAUCAGCCUCUCGGCUAUCGGAUAUUUCAGGGGCUAUGAGGCGGAAAUGAACUGGGAGACAGGGGAAGGACAUCCCUUCGAGUAUUUUGUGUUUGGAGCUGCCUGCUCAGAGGUGGAAAUAGAUUGCCUGACUGGGAACCACAAGACCAUCAGAACAGACAUUGUGAUGGAUGUUGGCCACAGCAUAAACCCAGCCCUGGACAUAGGCCAGGUGGAAGGUGCAUUUGUUCAAGGAAUGGGACUUUACACCAUAGAGGAGCUGAGUUACUCCCCUCAGGGCGUUCUGUACAGCCGUGGCCCAAACCAGUACAAAAUCCCCACCAUCUGCGACAUCCCCACAGAGAUGCACGUCUCUUUCCUGCCCCCGUCUGAGCACUCGAACACCCUGUAUUCCUCUAAGGGUCUAGGAGAGUCUGGGGUGUUCCUGGGUUGUUCGGUGUUUUUUGCCAUCCAUGAUGCAGUGAGCGCAGCAAGACAGGAGAGAGGCAUCUCUGGACCACUGAGGUUCAAAAGUCCACUGACUCCAGAGAAGAUCCGCAUGGCCUGUGAAGAUACCUUCACAAAAAUGAUUCCAAGGGAUGAACCUGGUUCCUUUGUUCCCUGGAGCAUCCCUGUGUGAGUCAGAUGCGAACUGCAGGGACUGGGUCCACCCGUCUGCAGGAUGCACCUCCCGGUCUCUCUGCUGGAAGAUGGUAACGAUUAAAGCCAGAUUUUCACAGCCCGGAAUCAUCCACAGCUGAUUUUCAUGAAGCCGAUUAGGAAGUUUCACUUCAGGAUGCUCCAAACAUACCUAAGCAAUUAUAAAUCUUCUUGUAAAUCGCACAGAUAUUAAAUUGUUUCCUCUGAA
Molecule: messenger RNA, 4488 nt
Organism: Arvicola amphibius (Eurasian water vole)
Lineage: Eukaryota; Metazoa; Chordata; Mammalia; Rodentia; Cricetidae
Product: aldehyde oxidase 1
Exons: 35
Coding region: 256-4260 (1334 amino acids)
Molecular function (GO): oxidoreductase activity; iron ion binding; 2 iron, 2 sulfur cluster binding
Source: RefSeq, a predicted model, not a curated record